AUUAACUUUACCCAUCAAUUGAACUCCACACCGCUUUGAUAAAGUUGUUUAGUUCUAUCGAGAGGUGGGGCCUUUCCACGUCCCUGCAUUUCUAAUAAUUGUCUAGGCCAUCUGCUAGAGCUGCGUAAGCCACAGGUAUUUUAGUGGGCACGGUUAUGAACUUAACUUAUCUGAUGAUUAAGCUUGGGGUUGGACAGACUGUGGCCAGAUAUUCGGAACCAUUCAGCCAUUUAUCCAACUUGUCAAUCUUCUCCAAAUUCACAUUCCCUGUUCUGAAGGGGACACAUAUGCCAUUGUAGGAGAAUACAAAACGUCUUCAUCUACAUUCUACAUUCACUUCACUUUUUUUCUCCGACAGUUCAUUACUCUUCUACGUAGCCAGUGGUAAUAUUAUAGGUGCUUCACUAUGUACACGGCUCGGAACUUUCUUUUUGGCCUGCUUGCAGCCAGUACAGGCGUUCAUGCUGCGGAUGCCGCAUCAGAUGUCGCACAACUAAGCAAGGACACCUUUGAGGAAUUCGUCAAGGGUAAUGACCUCGUUCUAGCAGAGUUCUUCGCUCCCUGGUGUGGUCACUGCAAGGCCCUCGCGCCUGAGUACGAAGAGGCCGCUACUACGUUGAAGGAGAAGUCGAUCAAGUUGGCUAAGGUCGACUGCACAGAGGAGAGUGAACUCUGCCAAACAUAUGGCGUUGAGGGUUACCCAACGCUCAAGAUCUUCCGUGGUCUGGAGAGCAUCACUCCUUACACGGGCCAAAGGAAAGCUGCUGCAAUCACUUCAUACAUGAUCAAGCAGUCCCUCCCCGCCGUUUCGCUUCUGACAUCGGAAACCCUCGAGGAUUUCAAGACCGCCGACAAGGUUGUCUUGGUUGCCUACAUCGACGCCUCCGACAAGGCCUCCAACGAGACUUACACCAAGGUUGCUGAGAAGUACAGGGACUCUUACCUCUUCGGUGCCACUAACGAUGCUGCAUUGGCUGAGGCCGAGGGUGUUAAGGCGCCGGCCGUUGUUCUAUACAAGCAGUUCGAUGAGGGCAAGGCUACCUUCUCGGAGAAAUUCGACGAGGAGGCUAUUGAGAAGUUCGCUAAGGUUGCCUCCACACCCCUGAUUGGUGAGGUCGGCCCCGACACCUAUUCCGGCUACAUGUCUGCCGGUAUCCCUCUUGCCUACAUCUUCUCCGAGACUGCCGAGGAGCGAAAGGAACUUAGCGAUGCUCUCAAGCCCGUCGCUGAGAAGUACCGUGGCAAGAUCAACUUUGCUACCAUCGAUGCCCAGUCUUUCGGUGCUCACGCCAACAACCUUAACCUCAAGGCCGACAAAUUCCCGUCCUUCGCCAUCCAGGAGACGGUUAAGAACCAGAAGUUCCCCUUCGACCAGGAGAAGGAGAUUACCUACGACACUAUCAGCGCUUUCGUCGACGACUUCGCGGCUGGAAAGAUUGAGCCCAGCCUUAAGUCUGAGCCGAUUCCUGAGAAGCAGGAAGGCGCGGUCACCGUCGUUGUUGGCAAGACGUACGAGGAGAUUGUCUUGGACGACUCCAAGGAUGUCUUGAUCGAGUUCUACGCUCCCUGGUGCGGUCACUGCAAGGCUCUCGCCCCUAAGUACGAGGACCUUGCUUCUCUGUACAGCAAGAGCGAGUUCAAGGACAAGGUCGUCAUCGCAAAGGUUGACGCUACUGCCAACGACGUGCCCGAUGAGAUCCAGGGUUUCCCUACCAUCAAGCUGUACCCCGCUGGCGCCAAGGACCAGCCGAUCAGCUACUCUGGCAGCCGAACUGUUGAGGACCUGAUCAAGUUUGUUAAGGAGAACGGCAAGUACAAGGCCGAGGUGUCGGAAGGACAGGAGGAAGAGACCCCCGUUGCUCCCGCCGCAACUGAAUCCAAGUCUACUAGCAGCGAGGCUGCGCAGUCGACGCACGACGAGUUGUAAACUAGGGAAUCGAGAAUGAGUCAAGAAAAAGCAAAUGUACACUUUCUAGUUAUAUGAACCGGACAUCUUAAUCGGCCGGUACGCUGGGUCACUGGGACUGGGAUACGAAUGUUGACUUCAGGUAGUUCAGCAUAAAGGGUCAUGAAUUUUCCGUUUAUAUGUUUCAUGAUUGUUUUGUUUUGGUCUUGAUGAUAAUUUUGAUGCUGUUCACUGAUUUUGUGCCGUACGAAGUGAGGUAAUAUUUCUUAUUUCUGGCCUUACGUAGCAAUGUAGUACAUACCUAAAUGUAGUAACCAACCAAGAGGACUCGUUUAGUGAGCUGUUCCCGAG
Messenger RNA from Daldinia loculata, 2257 nucleotides. Its product is annotated as protein disulfide isomerase. The record is from RefSeq and is a predicted model, not a curated record. The transcript has 4 exons. Gene Ontology annotation, cellular component: endoplasmic reticulum. Lineage: Eukaryota; Fungi; Ascomycota; Sordariomycetes; Xylariales; Hypoxylaceae. Gene Ontology annotation, biological process: response to endoplasmic reticulum stress; protein folding. The coding region runs from base 407 to 1927 and encodes 506 amino acids. Gene Ontology annotation, molecular function: protein disulfide isomerase activity.